This is a messenger RNA of Rodentolepis nana, 2274 nucleotides long. The record is from the annotation of a GenBank genome assembly. NCBI's taxonomy places the organism in Eukaryota, Metazoa, Platyhelminthes, Cestoda, Cyclophyllidea, Hymenolepididae.
AUGGCUUCUCUUAAUGAUGACUGGCGUCACGUGGGGUGUUAUUACUAUGAACGCGCCAAAACGCCUCUCAAGUUAGUCUUCUACAACGAGACUGAACGAAAUUCAAUCCGUCACUGUGUCCACGCAUGCAAGUGGGCUGGUUUGGCCUAUGCUGGCCUAGCCGAAGGCACGCUGUGUUAUUGCGAUCGUCAACUUCCUGUCUUUAUGCUUCCAGCCAAAGAGGAGGAUUCAAUACCCUGUCCCGCCACGUCUUCGUGGGAGACUUGCGGUGGAAAGAAUGCUAUUGAUAUAUACGCUACGGGGGUCGCGGAAGAUUUGACGUUUUCUGCUCCAAUUUUAUCUGACGCUAACCCGAUAGUAUCUCCUGGAGGAAUGGCCUCCAUUUCGGAUGAUUUUAACCACGUACGAGUAGUCUACGUUCUCGUUCUCACAGGUCGAAGCUGGAGACAAGUUCAAAGAAUGUUUCGACUGCUCUAUCAUACAUCUAAUUACUUUUAUAUUCAUGUUGAUCUGCUUGAAGAAGUCUUUCCGUAUAAUGUACACGUGACAUCAAAUCGUCUAAACCCCUUAUGGGGAGCGCCUAAACUUCUCGAUCUUAUUAUUACUAUUGUUCAGGAUCUCUUCGAAAAUUUCCCCCAUUGGAAAUGGGACUUUUUCAUCAAUCUGAGUGAGACUGACCUCCCUGUAAUUCCUGUUGGGAAGCUCAUACAGCUAUUGGGUUCUCAUCGUGGUCGGAUAUUCUUGCGACAAUCAAAUGAAGAGAUAUUUAAGUACAUACAUGCUGAAGGGCUUGGAUAUGCCUUCCUACAUUGUGGCGAUUACAUUUGGCGGGUGGGUCAACGUCCUCCCUUAGAAGGCAUUGUAAUUCAUGGGGGUUCAGAUUGGUUAAUUCUUCCGAGAGCGUUUGCCUACUACUCUGCAUAUUCUAAUGACAGUCUUGUUCGUGAACUACGAGCCUGGUUCCAGAAUGCUAUUCUUCCUGUGGAAACUUUCUUCCAUACUCUGGCUUAUAACUCGCAUUUCUGUGAUCGAAUUGUGAAUACCAAUCUCCGGCUGAUUAAUUGGCAACGACCAAGGGGCUGUUCAUGCAAGAAAACCAGUGUUGCCGACUGGUGUGGUUGUUCCCCAUCCGUAUUCUCUGGUCCACAGGCUAUGAUCGGGCUUCUUGAUGUCCUCAACAUGGAUAGUAACCCAGUUGCAUUUGCUAGGAAAUUUGACUCAACCAUUGACGUUGCUAUGGUGAAUUAUAUGGAGAGGAAAUUGCUGAAACGUCAGCUGCCAUUUUAUGAGGGCACAGACUUGUAUAUGGAGUCGGUUUACUCGUCCCAAUUUGAUGGACAGAGGGCACCCUUGCAUGUACUAGAAGGAAUUAGAAGGUUGCUUCAAAUGGGAUGCAGUUUGCAUUCAAAAGCGUUAGCAAAUGUGUGCAAUGAUUCCAAUAAGAUCGACCCACGGUUACAACCGACAGAGGUCUAUGCAUUGUUCAACGCUAGCCAAUCUCUCGGUAAGCUGAACUACACCAGCAUUGAGGACCACUUCGCUGUGGAUGGUUUCCUACCCACUUCUCUCCUCACCACUCCUCUACCUCUUCGCCUGCUUAACCACCCGAGCCUGGUUCUGCGCUUUUCAGACAAAGAGGUGCUUUACCGACCACAUGGCACUCAAGUACAAAAUUGGAUAUCAUCUCGGCCACUCGAGGAUAUUAAACCUGGCGAGAUUUACUACUUCGAGGUUGGUUCUAAUUUCGAUGCCAAAGAAAUGAUUUUCCGCAAUUACCUCCGAUUUCCACCUCGCCUCCGUCCUGCCACAUCUCCCCUCACCAUUCUUGUGAUUUGGCGAGUUUCAAAAACUCCGCCUUCCCCUCUUAGCAUCACCCUCCAUUCUUUAACAGGGGAUUCAUCUAUCUGCAACUUUAAGCUCCCGCGAAAUAUUCAAAAGGAUCCCUUAUAUCCAGGUCUUCCCGAUUUUAGGUCCUCUUUUCUAGAAUUGAAUUUUUCCUCAUGCACUUUUCCCCAAAGCCGCAAUGUUUCAUUCGAGCUUUUUGUAAAUGGGCACGUCGAAAAUGGCACUGCUAUAUCAACGAUAUUUCGCGAAUACUUGGAGGUGGACAAAUUGUGGAAAGCAGUGGACAUCUGUGAGGCAGGCGAGUGUGCGUUGAAAGUCUGGAGUGCAUCACGAGUGGAUCGAAAAUCGGCUCUUGGGUGCUUGGAUGCUAGAACAGGACUUUUACAUGUUGGAAACACAGCUACUGAUUUACUUGAUUUUCCUAUUUGA